AUGGCCGUUAAAAAGAAGACAAACUCUCUUAGAGGUAAAGCCGCUACCCGUGCCGUCAGCUCUGCUGCCAAAGCCCAGAAUGCCGAGGCAACCGGCAUCACCGAACUAAAAGACUUGAACCCGUUCUUGCACCAACUCAAACAGACCAAGAGAGACAAGAUGUUGACCAAAGCCACUGAGUUCAUCGGGAAGUUAAAGUCUGGUAACACCUCUGGGCAGAUCUCCAAGUCCUCCUUGAGAAGACAGAAACGUAAGGUCAAGGAACAGUUGAAGCCAAAGAUGGAGGACUUGUUAACUUCCUUGCCCCUGAAUUUGCUCGAGACCGCCGAAACCACCAGAAUCGUCGCCGCCCCAACCGCCCAGUUCGUUAACAAGCUGGUUAAGAACAAGCCUAGCAUAAUGAAAAAGAAGGGCUCUUUGAAGAUUAUCCAGGAAGAAACAAUCAAGUUCCAUAGUGUGUUGAGUGACAAGUCUUUUAGAGCCAAUCCUAUGGAUGCCAUGAGACAAUCCUUGCUCGCCCAGCAGCAGCAGAAAUAA
Messenger RNA from Babjeviella inositovora NRRL Y-12698, 537 nucleotides. RefSeq lists its product as uncharacterized. The transcript has a single exon. Gene Ontology annotation, molecular function: protein dimerization activity. Gene Ontology annotation, cellular component: 90S preribosome; nucleolus; preribosome, small subunit precursor. Bases 1 to 537 code for a protein of 178 amino acids. Gene Ontology annotation, biological process: maturation of SSU-rRNA from tricistronic rRNA transcript (SSU-rRNA, 5.8S rRNA, LSU-rRNA). The record is from RefSeq and is a predicted model, not a curated record. Lineage: Eukaryota; Fungi; Ascomycota; Pichiomycetes; Serinales.